Molecule: messenger RNA, 1464 nt
Organism: Aspergillus affinis
Lineage: Eukaryota; Fungi; Ascomycota; Eurotiomycetes; Eurotiales; Aspergillaceae
Product: alpha-amylase
Exons: 2
Coding region: 1-1464 (487 amino acids)
Biological process (GO): carbohydrate catabolic process
Molecular function (GO): alpha-amylase activity; calcium ion binding
Source: RefSeq, a predicted model, not a curated record
AUGGGAUUCGACGCUGUCAUGAUCUCACCAAUCGUCAAGAAUGUGGAAGGCCGUGUACCUUACGGCGAGGCUUAUCAUGGCUACUGGGUUCAGGACAUGUAUUCCCUGAACUCGCACUUCGGAACCAAACAGGACCUACUUGAUCUGAGUAAGGCACUGCACGAUCGCGGAAUGUACCUCAUGAUGGACACGGUGAUCAACAACAUGGCUUAUAUCAACAAGGAUGGAGACUCCAUGGCUGAUAUCGACUAUUCUCGUCUCCACCCUUUCAACGAUCCGAAGUAUUUCCACCCGUACUGCAAGAUCACGGACUAUGAUGAUUACCCAUUGGCCCAGAAAUGCUGGACAGGAGACCAAAUCGUGCCGCUUCCAGACCUGAAGACGGAGGACAAGAAAGUACAGGCCAUGCAGUUGGAUUGGAUCAAAGAGACAAUAUCAAACUAUUCAAUUGAUGGGUUACGUCUAGACGCCGCGAAACAUAUCACUCCGGAUUUUCUCCCUGUGUUUCAAGAGGAAGCCGAUACAUUUAUCACGGGGGAAGUAUUCGACAAAUCAGUCAAAAGAAUCUGUGGCUACCAGAACAAACUAACCAGUGUUCCGAACUAUCCCAUCUAUUAUUCUCUUCUGGACGCCUUCACCCUAGGCAAUACCAGCUCUCUACCGGACCAGGUAGAAGUGAUGAAGAACAACUGCCCCGAUGUAAACGCUAUGACUUCAUUCUCCGAGAAUCAUGACGUUGUUCGAUUCGCCAGUCUCAAAGACGACAUAACACUCGCCAAAAACGUCAUCACCUUCACAUUGCUCUUCGACGGCAUUCCCAUCAUCUACCAAGGCCAAGAACAGCACUUGAACGGCAGCCACGACCCCUCGAACCGCGAAGCCCUCUGGCUCUCGGGCUACAAUACCCAAACGCCCCUAUACAAAGCGACGGCCGCACUGAACCGGCUCCGCAAGCAUGCCUCCCGCGUCGAUCCCGAAUACUUGAAUACCCCGACCUACCCGAUCUACAAGGGCCUCAGCGAGAUGGGAUUCCGGAAGGGCCGCGAAGGACGACAGGUCGUCAUGGUGCUGUCCACGCAGGGAUCGCAGAGUGGCGAGUACACGGUCCGGAUGAUGAACGGAUACCAGCCAUCUUAUGUGGUCAUUGACGUGUUCAGCUGUAAGACAUACGAGAUUAACGAUAUGGGUGAGCUACGGUUAGAUAUGGAUAAGGGGGAGCCGCGCGUGCUUUAUCCGACGAAUUUGAUGUAUGGGAGUGGGCUGUGUGGGUAUGAGAGUGCGAAUGUGUCGUAUCGCGACUUUGAGAAGAAGAAGCCGAACGCUUUUGCGUCUGCGUCUGCUUCGUCUUCGUCUUCCUCUGGUCUGACGUCGGGGUCUGGAAUCUUGGUCGUCUUGGACAGUCGGCAAUUCAUCUCAUGGGUUUGGGUGUCAUUGUUUGUCUGCCUGGUUUUGCUUGUGGCGUAG